CUUGCUAUUCUUAUGUGUCCAUUUUUCAACUUCAACGUGAAUACUUUACCUCCAAGAAAAAAAAGAAAAAGAAAAAGAAAAAGAAAAAGUCUAAUCAAUUUCUUCUCCGUCUUCCCACCAAGGGGAGCAGAUACCGAACUCUAGAGAUGAUGAGAGAGUGGAAGAUGAAGUAAAAACUAUUGGAAUCAGCAUCGAUCGUUGGCUUUGCUUUGGUGCUUCUAUUUCUUUGAUCACUUCCAUAGAUCAUCCCAUUUGCAAAAACGAUAUAAUCAUCUAGUCUCAGAUUUUACUGGCCUUGCUUAAAUACUACUAUCAAGAUGGCCUCCUCCAACUCCAUUAUUCUGGAUUCUAUUCAACUUGUGCUGGAUGAUCUUCAGUUGCUGUUGGGUUCUGUGAAGGACUUCCAAGUAGAACAGAAUAUCAGGUUGCUGAUGGGCAAGUUAAGGAGUCUCAGAACCUUUUUUCUUUGUACCACAAGUUUGGGCAGGGAUGCCAAUCUGAGAGCUGAAAACACAAAUGUAUCAUCCUCCCUUCUGGUAAGGAGUCUCACAACAGUUAUUACAUGUUCAUCAAGGUUGUGCCGCGGAGAGUCGAACCUCCUCGCAACCUCAGAACUUUUGGUAAGAAUUGAACAUGUUCUUUGCAGAUACCAAUCUAGAAUGCGGUCCGAUUGUCUCACUCUUAGCUUAGAAGGGAAUUUCUCCUCCGGUUUUCCCAACGAAGUCAAGAAGUUUCGACGGGAGGUUGAGUCUGUUGAACUAAAAAUAGACAAAUGCUACUUUACUUUGUCAGAGUCAGUAAGAUCACAAUCUCAUCCAAUGAUGAUGAUAACCAGUCAAGUCAAUGCUAUUUUUGAUUCGAUUCUGGAGUCUAUAGAGUAUUUCUUUACGCUCCCUCGGCUUUACAUCGAAUUUUUUGAUCUACCGGUUGAGACAGUGGAAGAGAACAUCAAGUUCUUGAGGAAUUUCGUCCGUUUUGCUACUCUUUUAGGUGCUGCUGCUGAUGAUGAAUCCGGACUACUCCUGGAUUUCGUGACUUACAUUGAAGAGCUUGCUAUACAUGCAGCACAUUUAACACUCAGUCUGUUUCCUAUUACUAAAUCUGAAACGGAAUUUAUGGUGUUUGCUUUGCUCCUUGUAACCAAACCUGUUGGUCCUCGUGCAUAUGAGACUUAUACUCGAGCCCUGGUGAGCUUGAAGGACUCAGGAGCUUUGAAUGUUCCUACUGUCAACAUGACCGACGAUUCCUUAAUCAUCGUUGAGGAUUUCCUUGUUUCUCUACUGUCUAAUCUCUGGGAUAUGCUACUAAUGGAUGCUGUUCUUGUGGUUUCCAAGGUUGAGUUGCAAGCAAUGUACGAGGGCCUAAGAUCCUUGAGAACCAUUCUCAAGCAGAAGCCAGACAAGUUUAUGUUUGAUACCAAUGUUAAGGAUCUUGUCCGAUUUGUGUUAUGCGAUGCUGGAGUUGUGAUCUUUUCGCUGUAUCAGAGUGAAAUUGUAGUUGACCUUGGUGUUCCAGAUUUGCUAAGAAACAUUAGAUUGAUCCGGACAGAGGUUGAGGAUCAAGUAUCAGAAACAUCAAUAUGCAGAUUUCCCAACACCAAUGUCUUGGGCUUUCUAGAUUUUCUUUUGGAAAAUUUGCUGGAAGUUGGAGGAAGCUAUGAGGUUGAUUCAGUCACCCAAAGUUACAUAAAAACAUUUGAAGAACAUCUUCACUUCUUAAAAUCACUAUUGAGGAAGUUGCAGAAUCAACAAGAGGAACUCCAAGCUCUUUAUAAUCUUGUUGUGGAGGUGGCAUAUAAGAUAGAGUCUCCCAUUGAGCAAUUGAUGCUUGGAGAUAUUCAAGGUUCUUUCUCAACCUCCUUUGGAUACAUCAAAGAAGACAUUGAGAUGAUUAAAACUGUUUCCAUAAAGAUUCUACAUUGCAGGGGACAGCCGAUCCAACGCCAGAAGGUCGAUUUCACAUCAUCAUCUCAGGUCACAUCACAAAGAAGUACCGCAACAGCUGAUGAAGUUGUAGGUUUUGAAACUGAAAUGACAACGGUUAUCGAUCGACUGACAAGAGGAUCAAGCAAAUUGCAGGUUGUUGCCAUUGUAGGAAUGCCCGGCUCCGGAAAGACGACAUUGGCAAAGAAAGUUUACAAUGAUCCUUCAGUUAUGUACCAUUUUCAUGCCUGUGCAUGGUGUUCUAUCUCUCAAGUGUUCAACACAAAGGAAGUCGCACUCACUCUUUUAAAGCAAACUCUGGAGAAGCUUCCCAAUGGUAUUCUUGAGAGGAGUGAAGCUGAGUUGGUCCAAGAGCUAUGGCGUUCUUUGAAACGGCGCAGAUAUCUCAUAUUUGUGGAUGAUGUUUGGGAUAUUCAAUCGUUUGAUCGCUUGAAAGGAUUAUUUCCAGAUGAUUCCUAUGGAAGUAGAAUACUCCUGACAAGUCGACAAUCUGAUGUAGCUCCUGAAAACAUGCUUGAUGAGAAACCUCAUACCCUUCGUUCACUCACAACUAAUGAGAGUUUAGAGUUACUAAAAAUGAAGCUGUUUCCCAUGAAACAUUGGCCUGCAUCAUCCUAUGAAAUUGGAAUGCAAAUUGCAGAAUGCUGUAAAGGAUUACCUCUGACAAUUGUCCUUGUGGCUGGACUUUUAUCAACUACAAAGCAAGAGGCGUGGAAUGAAGUUCUUCAAAGCUUACGGUCUGGCACGCUCUCUAGUAUGGAGCCGUGCUACAACGCAAUAGAGCUAAGCUACAGACAUUUACCAGAUCAUUUGAAACCAUGUCUCCUCUCGUUUGGUGCGUUUCUAGAAGACCAAGAGGUUUCUGUCAAGCGGUUGGUUUGGUAUUGGACUGCAGAAGGUUUCGUGCAAAAGACUAAGUUAAAGAGCUUAAAAGAGGUUGCAGCAAACUACUUAAAGAAUCUGAUUGACAGAAGUUUGGUUAUAGGGGUGAAGAAAAGCUCCACAGGAGGUGUCAAAACUUGUUGCACACAUGAUUUGCUUCAUGAGUUCUGUUUGAGGAAAGCCAAAGAAGAAAAUUUUCUUCAAUUGUUAAGAGGCCGCGAGGAGCUCGCAUGUUUCAAUGAGCCAGGAAACUUGCGAAGACUAUGUGUGCACUCCGAGCCAAAGCAUUUGAGAUCGUCAAAGCUGUUUUGUCCUCGUAUACGCUCACUGCAUUUGUUUGGUGAUCCAACGGCACACUGGGGAGACGUGCUCCUUGACGCGUCGUUCAUUUUUCACACGUUCAAGCUUCUGAGAGUGUUGGAUAUGGAUCGAGUGAUUCUUCGUUAUGGUUGUCCAAGUGAAAUAGGAGUUCUAGUCCAACUGAGAUAUCUAGCAAUCCAUGGUAGGCGCAUCGGCCCAUCAAUCGGUAACCUAUGUAACUUGGAAACACUCAUUCUAUGUUUAGUAGGCGGAGAGACUGUUACAUUGCCUGAGACAUUAUGGAAUCUGCAAAAACUGAAACAGAUCUUCUUAACCUUCCGGGGCGGAAAUGUUUAUGGCAUUGAUUUUCCGGUACAUAAUCUUGACAAUUGUCCUGAUUUGCAUGAGCUAGAAACUUUAUCUAGUAUAACAAGUGACAGUUGGGACAUCAUGGAAAAGCAAUUGAGAAAGUUUCCAAAUAUCCAUCGACUAAGAUGCAGGCUCCAGGGAUACCGGGAUCAUCCUAACAAUGGUAGCAGGCUUAUGAUAUUUUCAUUUCUGAAUAAACUAGAAUCACUUCAUUUGUCAUUUCAGAGAAGACAUGAUUGGUUUAGCUUUGUUUUUCCGGAGAACCUGAAAAAGUUGACUCUCUAUGGAUGUGAGUUGCCCUGGGAAAAGAUUACAAUGGUUGCAGAACUACGUCAUCUUGAGGUACUGAAAUUGCUGAACCAAUCCUUUACAGGGAAAACAUGGAACAUGGAAGAAGGACAAUUCACAAAACUGAGGUUCCUAAAGUUGAAAUCCCUGGAUAUCAUUAAGUGGGCAGCAGCUUCAGACGAGCAGUUUCCCAACCUUGAGAAGUUGGUGCUGGAAAGUUGUAGCGGUUUGGAAGAGAUUCCUAUUGACUCCUUGCAAUAUGUUUCGACUCUUGAAAUGAUUGAGAUUUCAUAUUGUCCUCAUUGUGUUGCAACCGCAGUUGACAAAAUUAGAGAAACACAGGUCGAAAUGGGAAAUUCGGCUUUCAAAGUUCAUGUGCGUUCGAGUGGUUACUAAGAAGAAAAGAACCCAUCUAUUUCCAUUUUUCUCUUAAUGUUAUUAUUAUUUAUUUAAAUAAUCUUUCAGUGGAUACGGGAAGAAAGAAAAAAAAAACAUGACUGAAUUCUUCUCUUUCGAAGCUCAUUUUAUCCCUGUUUCUCUCUGAUUGUAGUUAUUUUUAUUUGUUUUUUUUUUCAGCAUGUAUUGUGCAUUAGUAAUUCACAGAAUAAAAGAGACCUUCUCAGUGAAGUGCUAGUGUAGUUCGUGUGUAAUUUGAUAUACAAUCAUAAUCUCUUGGGAAGUCGAGUAAAAUUACUAGAUAGUACCUAUAUUUUAAUAAACUGAGA
Molecule: messenger RNA, 4507 nt
Organism: Oldenlandia corymbosa var. corymbosa
Lineage: Eukaryota; Viridiplantae; Streptophyta; Magnoliopsida; Gentianales; Rubiaceae
Source: the annotation of a GenBank genome assembly